Molecule: messenger RNA, 2728 nt
Organism: Zerene cesonia (dogface butterfly)
Lineage: Eukaryota; Metazoa; Arthropoda; Insecta; Lepidoptera; Pieridae
Exons: 17
Coding region: 184-2589 (801 amino acids)
Biological process (GO): amino acid metabolic process
Cellular component (GO): cytoplasm
Molecular function (GO): aminoacylase activity; protein binding
Source: RefSeq, a predicted model, not a curated record
GGUAACACUGUCAUAUGUCAAAACUCAUGAUGUAAAUGUCACUGUCAGCUACUUUAUUGUUGAAAAUUGUAGAAACUGGGAAAAUAAUAUCACAUUGACUGCAAAAGUUUGUUUUAAAAUUAUUGUGGUGGCUAACAUAAGUCAUUUCUAUUAAAAUAAUAUAGUUAUUAGGAAUUUUUUAAAAUGGUUUUUUCACAAUUUUCGCUCUCAUGGGAUUCGCAUAAAGCAAAUAUUUGUGGGGGAUUUUGUGCCUUACAGCAGAAUGGAGAGUUUGUGGAUAUGACAUUAGCGGCUGAUGGUCAUUUUGUUAAAGUUCACCAAGUAUUAAUGGCACUUUCGAGUCCAUAUUUAAAAGAGUUGAUUACUUCAGCACCUUGUCCACAUCCUGUGAUAUUUCUUAACAAUGUUUCUCAAUCUACACUUACACUUUUGUUAGAAUAUAUCUAUACUGGAGAAGUUAUGGUUCCACCUGGAAAUUUGACCUCAUUUAUGGAAGCUGCUAAAUCGUUACAUAUAAGAGGCCUUGAAUCAGUUCAAAGUGAUACAAGACCAACACAUAAUAAAACAGUAUUAACACAAAAGGACACAGAAGAUGAAGACAUUUCUACCAACAGGAAGAGAAAAUGUAGCGAAGUUAUAGAGCAAGCUUUAAGUUUACCAACUACGGCAAGAAAAAUAUCUAUCAAACCCAGUGCUGCUACUCCUAUCGUAAAAAAGACCGCCAGUACUGAUAUUGAAAGGGACAAUGACAAUGAGUAUUCCAUGGAUUUUGAUACUAAUGAUUCAGAUAACCUCGAUGUAUCACAAGAUGCUGACAAAGCCACAGAUAAUGCAGUGAAAUCGACAAAUCUCCAAUUCACGGUAUCCAUACGAGGUUCUCUGCAAGUGAUAUUGAAUCGUUUUAUGUACAAUCUUCAGUCGACACAGAGCACGGGAAUUAAACGCUGGCGAUGUAUCGACUAUCGUAACCAUCGGUGUAUGGCAUUCCUCAUUACUAAGGGCAAUGUUGUUUUGAAUAGAGGUAAUCCCCACUGUCAUUCCUUCCACGACAAAAAAAUACUGGCGAAAAUCGAAAAGAACGGCGUGUAUUCAGCUCUCUAUGAAUUAGAAGCUCAUCAAGAGAAGGAAAAAGAAAAACAGAGGGAAGAUCAGUCGAAUAUCUCGAAUGUGGAAUAUAUACCUGCGAGUGUUAGCCAGUUACCCGACUUGUCGGAUAAUUCUAAAUCAAACAAUGAUAAGUUUCGCGUAGAGCGCGGCUGGUGUGAGACGUAUACAUUUUUAUAUAAAGUUUACAUAAUGAAAGUUAAAAUGUUUAACAUAAAAACAUUUAUUCUCGUGGUAUAUGUACAUUCAAUUUUUUGUAAGUCUCUCUCCAGUCAGAAUAAGUCAAAUUUACAAGACGACUAUGAAAAGGACCCAGCUGUGAAUAGAUUACGAGAAUACAUUCGUAUCGAUACCAGCAAAAGUAAAAAUUAUGAGCUAGUCGUAGAGUUUUGGAAAAGAUUGGCUUCAGAAAUUGGAUUACCAAUAGCUAUUUAUAGACCAGCAAGUUUUCCAGUGUGUAUUAUGACCUGGGUUGGGAAGCGACCGGAUUUGCCCAGUAUAUUGUUAAACACUCAUUCUGAUGUCGUUGAUGCUUACGAAGACCUGUGGAGCUAUCCUCCAUUUGAAGCAGUUAUUGUAGAUGGAAAUUUGUAUGGACGAGGCGCACAAGAUACAAAAAGUCUUGCAAUUCAACACUACGAGGCGAUUCGCAGACUUAAGUUGAAUAACAUUACCCUGGAUAGAACUAUUCAUAUAUCGAUACUGCCAGAUGAAGAAAUCGGAGGGAAUCGUGGAAUAAAAGAAUUUGUAAAAACAGAUUUCUUUAAGAGAUUAAACGUUGGCUUUGCAUUAGAUGAAGGACUGACAAGUCCAGACAAUUUGUUCUUUUCUACAUAUCAAGACAGAAGACCAUGGCAAAUCAAUAUGACUAUAUAUGGCCAAGGAGGACAUGGUUCACAAGUUAAACAGAACAACGUCAUCGAAAAGCUUCAGGGUCUAUUAAAUUCUGUGAUGACGUUUCGAAGUGAACAACAACGAAUUACGAAUAGUACUCCUUUCGAUUGGGGAGCAUCAACUUCGAUAAAUGUUAACAUUAUUAAGACCGGCAUCGCAACUAAUAUAAUUCCUAAUGUAAUGACUGUUGUAAUUGAUAUGAGAUUGGCCACCGACGCAAAUGUGACUGAUAUUGACGAUAUGGUCAAUUCUUGGCGAGAGGCAGCAGGACCGCUGACCAAAAUUGAAUAUAUUCGUCGUGACGAAGUGUCGCCUGCGACUGCAGUGGACGACUCUAACCCGUAUUGGCUCGCAAUUCAGGAUGCUGCUAUGGAAUUAAAUAUAAAAAUUCAGCCUGUCGUCUGUCCAGCGACUUCAGAUAUGCUAGUUUUGCGGAAACUUGGCAUUCCUGCUCUUGGCUUUGCCCCGAAUGUUAACAUGGCCGUGCGUAUGCAUAACAACGACGAAUACAUGCCAAUCGAAACAUUCUUAAAUGGUAUUAGUAUAAUUACAACAAUUGUACACAAAUUAGGCAAUGUAGCUGCUGUGUAAAGAUAGCUUUUCUACUUUAAGAGUUAAGGUUCAAAUUGUUGUAAAUAUACGGUCAGAUUUGGGAAUGUAACAUUAAAAAUAUUCAAUGUUAUUUAUAACUUUAAGAAUAAAUUCAUACUAAUUAAACUCUUUUACUGAU